CGUGCGGCCACGGGGCGGGGAGAAAUGCGGCCGGCCAGUUGUGAACCUCUCUAUCUAGUCGUAUUAAUCGUCGGAGCGUGAUGAGGAGUAUGCUGGAUUGAUGCAAUGAGGAGCUUGCUCCAGGCGUGCCGCCGUUGCUGCGGUCUCCUGCUGUUUCCUCGUGCUGCCGAAGCUGCCUUGACUGCCAAUCGUAAUGGGUCAUGGAGGAGGCAUUGCGUUCUAGCUGCACAGCGUCUUUCCAAGAGCACAAGUGCCCUGCCAUGGGAAGCGCCGUCCCGUGAAACUCUACUAAGGAUGAUCGAUGCUGGCCUCAAGGAUGGCAAUCUCGAUGAGGCGCUGCGAGCAUUCGGCAAUUACAAAAGCCUGCACGGUCUUCCCGAGCCGAGGGUAUUGAACAGCGUGAUCGUGUCGCUGUCCUACACAUCUAGCCGGAGGUGGCUUCAGAGAGCGUAUGACAUGGUUCUGUCAGUUUAUCAGCGCAACGGCAAUCUUCUCAACACUAGCUCGCUGAUGAGGCUAGCUCUGGCACUUGCAAGAGAUCAGACGCCUGUCCCUGCCUCUGCGACCCUUAGGGUCAUGCUGCAGAGUGGCAAGCUUCCUGAUGUUGAUAUGCUCAGCAUGGUGUUUUUGCACAUGGUGAAAUCACAAGUAGGAUCUUAUCUUGCUGCUGAUGUUCUAGCUGAGACCUGCGAGUGUUUCUUGGGUCAAAUAUCAGAUAGGCGACAACUGAAGAAAUUGGACCCAUUAAAGAACAAUGUCACCUUGUUCAAUAUGGUUUUGGAGUCAUGUGUUAACUUCAAAUGCAUGAUCAAAGCCCAGAAAAUAAUGGAGUUGAUGUCAUUGGUUGGGGUUGUAGCCGAUGUGAAUACAAUGGCGAUUGCUGCUCGUGUCUGUGAAAUGGUUGGGCAGCGAGACGAGUUGGUCACCAUGAAAAAAAGCAUUGAUUCCCUUUUGCCAUUCUUUCAGCACUAUCGACAUUUUUAUGACAGUUUAUUGAGCCUACAGUUCAGUUAUAACGACAUGGAUGCUGCUGCAGAUCUUUUGAUCGAACUGUAUCGGCGACGAAAGUCACACACUUUCGACAACAAUGAUGUGCAGAAACAGGGUAUGAUACAAAUUGGCUCUGGUAACCUCAAAAGUGGAUAUAGAAUAAUGUUUGACCCCGCAAAACUGGAUAAAGGUUUUGUUUUGGAUACAACAAAGCAGUGCAACCUUCUUGUUCCUGUUGAUGGAAAUCUUCUUCCUAGUGAAAAAGCCCUUGCUAAAUUCAUUGUUGGCUGCGUGAAAGCAAAGAAACUGGGUCCAUUGUCUAGCUUUUUUAUUACAUUGCAUGAAGAAGAUCUAAAGGGAGUUUCUGCUUCAGGUGUGAUUAAUGCAUGCAUUCAGAUGGGUUGGUUGCAUGAGGCUCAUGAUAUCCUGGAUGCUUUAGAAUCAGCGAAGGUUCCUGUCACGGUUGGUACUUACAUGUCUCUUCUGGGAGCAUAUGAGAAGGAGCAUAAACCCGAAGAAUUCAAUGGGCUUCUCCAACAGAUACAGAAAAUAGCAUCUACCAUGGCUGAAUUUCAUACUAGUCCAUCAUUUACCAUAAAGGACAUUGCCAACAUACUCAAGGAUGAGAUGCCCCAAACUAUAUCAUCUUUGUUCUCCAGUUUGGUUGAAGAAACUGAACACUAUGACCCUGGAGACUACUUAACCUUUCAGUUAAAUAAUUCAAUUCUUUUCUUCUGCAAGGCAAAAAUGAUGGAAGAUGCUAUGAGUACAUAUAAGCGCAUGAGAGAGCAAAAUAUUAGACCCAAUCUGCAUACCUUUUGCCACAUAUUGUGCGGAUAUUCUUCACUAGGCAUGUAUAGGGAGAUCACCAUACUGUGGGGAGAAAUAAAGCGCAGACUCGAGUGCGGAGAAAUAUCUGUUGAUAGGGAUUUGCUUGACUGCUUGGUUUUGGAUUUCCUCAGAGGUGGCUAUUUUUCAAGGGUGAUGGAGGUUACAAGUUACAUGUCAACCCAUAAUAUUUACUGUGACAAGUGGAAAUAUAGGCAAGUCUUUCUGAAGCUGCACAAGAAUCUAUAUAUGAACUUGAGUUCAUUGCAUGAUAAAACAGAAGCUCAGAGCAAAAGGAUCGAAGAUGUCCGAGCUUUCAGGUCAUGGGCAGGCAUCAAAUAGAUAAACCUGAGUACGGCACUGUAAUUAUUUUGCUUUUUCAGAAACACUUUGGUAGCUCAAAAGUACAUUGUUCUUCUCCAAUGUAAUAUAUCGAAGUUUGUAGGAUAAUGUUGUAGUGUUGUCUCUU
Messenger RNA from Lolium rigidum, 2287 nucleotides. RefSeq names its product pentatricopeptide repeat-containing protein At4g17616. The record is from RefSeq and is a predicted model, not a curated record. Gene Ontology annotation, molecular function: protein binding. The transcript has 3 exons. Lineage: Eukaryota; Viridiplantae; Streptophyta; Magnoliopsida; Poales; Poaceae. The coding region runs from base 106 to 2160 and encodes 684 amino acids.